This is a messenger RNA of Cercospora beticola, 1309 nucleotides long. RefSeq names its product Eaf3p (gene EAF3). Gene Ontology annotation, biological process: chromatin organization; regulation of DNA-templated transcription. Gene Ontology annotation, cellular component: Rpd3S complex; NuA4 histone acetyltransferase complex; nucleus. Lineage: Eukaryota; Fungi; Ascomycota; Dothideomycetes; Mycosphaerellales; Mycosphaerellaceae. The record is from RefSeq and is a predicted model, not a curated record.
CAACCCCAAUACACCACAACUCACGACCGCCAAAGUGCGACAAAAGCGAAAAGUCUCUGAAACAACAAGCCUGCCGAAUCUCACUGAAGACCAACAUGGCGCCUGCCUCCGGGACGCAAGCCAUGUACGCCAAAGACGAACGUGUUCUGUGCUUUCACGGAGAACUACUCUACGAGGCGAAGGUCCUCGAAGCCAAGCUCAAAGAUGCCGAUGACAAGGCCGGCGGCCACAAGUAUCGCGUCCACUACAAGGGCUGGAAGAAUACGUGGGAUGACUGGGUUCCACAAGAACGAUUGCGAAAGUUCACCGAUGAGAACAAGGAGCUCGCACAGAAUCUGAAGAAGGACAUGGAUGCUCAACGAAGAGCUGCAAGCGGAGUUUCGGCACGAGGGAGCGAGGAUCGAAGCUCAGCGGCUCCGCCUCCACCACGGGGAACGAAACGCUCGAGAGAUGUCGAAGGCAUAGAUAAGGAAGAGGAAUUCGUACGUAGGCCAGCUGUACGGCUCUUCAUACCGGAUGUCCUCAAGAGCAUACUAGUGGACGACUGGGAGAAGGUGACCAAGGAGCAGAAGCUCGUUCAGAUUCCAUCCUCGAUGUCAAUCACACGCUUUCUGGACGACUACCAACAGUCCGAGAGUGUACAUCGAAGAGCUGGUUCUGCAGAUGCAGAUAUCCUCGAAGAAGUCAUCGCCGGCAUGAAAGAAUAUUUCAACAAGUGUCUGGGCCGCAUUUUGCUAUAUCGCUUCGAACGUCCUCAGUUCUACGAGAUGCACAAAAAGCUCGAGGCAGGGUCUGGAGACUAUGCUGGCAAGACAUUCUGCGACGUGUACGGAUGCGAGCAUUUGCUUCGGUUGUUCGUCUCUAUGCCAGACCUCAUUGUCCACACCAAUAUGGAUGCGCAGUCAGUGAGUCGUCUACGCGAAGAGUUGGCCAAGAUGACCCAAUGGCUAUCAAAGCGCGUCGAUGUCUACCUCUCCGCUGAAUACGAGCAUGCGGGGCAGGACUACCUAGACGCCGGCAAGAAUGGUGCUUGAAUUGCGAUAGUGGCCGACAGAUGACAACUUGAACUUGCGAUUUGGGUAGCAUGGCGUUUGGUUGGUCAAGCUCUUCCUGGCACGAUUUUUGGGAGCACAGACUUCUCGGACUUGGAUUGUGCCUCCAUCCACGGCAGUGACCACUGCUGCGCCUGGGUCUCAUGGUUUAGUGACUCAGCAGACUGCACUGGCGACUGCACUGCAGUAGGAAACAAAUGUAUUCUCUAGCAAGCCUAAAAAGAUGUGUUCGCGGCAAGCGAGCCAAUACUCAGCCA